AUGUUUCCUGGUUCGAUGCCUCUUGACUCUACCCCACCUGUUGAGACGUGCAAAACCAAGCUUGCCACUCUCUCCCACAUUACUAGCGAAACAGAGGAACUAAGUGGUAUGAGUUCACACCUGAUAUCACAAGCAUUCAGCAAUACAAAACUCAAGUACAUUCUGUUAAAGAAUGAGAGUUCACGAAGAAAAUCAUGUGAAUCAAGUGGCUAUAGCAUCCCUACCCAGGGCAAAAGCUUCCCACUCUCUGGUGGGGUAGCUUACAAAAGAACUUUCCAAUGUAUAUUUAUUGUUUCAAAGAAUUCUCAUCCUGACCAGGAAUUGAACCCUAGUCUCCUGAACUGCAGCUGUAAGAAAUAUAGAACUGCUGUCUUGUACAACAUUUUAAGGGCUGGAAGAAAAGAUCCAGAACCUCAAAUCCUUGACAUUGCAAUGAACAUCUUUUUCAUUGAUUUUAAAGUAAAGGAAUAUGAGUUAGGUAAAAAGAAAGAAUGUUAA
Messenger RNA from Gryllus bimaculatus (two-spotted cricket), 498 nucleotides. NCBI's taxonomy places the organism in Eukaryota, Metazoa, Arthropoda, Insecta, Orthoptera, Gryllidae. The record is from the annotation of a GenBank genome assembly.